GUCAUAGUCGUGAUGGUCCACUGAUUAAUACUGCUAACCUACAAACUUUCGAAAUAUAUCAUCAUCGUCUACGAGAUGCGUGUUCAUUCCCCUGUUCUUCUCUAAACCAUAUCUGCCCCAGAUCGAAAUCAGUUUUAGGCAAAGACACGUCUCCCAUGCCUGCUGCUCCACGGUCAUGGAAGACGCUAUCUCCUGUCCUCGCAACACAAGAAUUGCCGUGGUCACCGGUGCGAACAGAGGUAUCGGCCUAGAGGUGUGCCGACAGCUGGCUGGCCAUGGCGUCACCGUCGUUUUGACGGCAAUGGACGAGGGGAUGGGCGUGGAAGCCGUCGAGAAGCUCAAAGGGCUGGCUCUCUCCGAUGUUCUUUUUCACCAGCUUGAUAUCACGGACCUUUCUAGCAUUGCUCGGUUAGCCAACUUCUUGAAUACCCAAUUCGGGAAGUUAGAUAUCCUGGUAAAUAAUGCCGCGGUUGGUGGGGUUGUGUUCUCUCAAGAUUCUGUUGAUGAUCUAGAACCAAGAGAGGAAAAGUUCAGUCUUAUGGAUAGGGAACAGAGGCUUGAAUGGUUAUGGCGAAACUGCCGGGAGACCUACGACGCUGCAAAGGAAGGCCUGCAGACAAACUACUACGGCACAAAGCAUGUGAUCGAAGCCUUGCUGCCUCUGCUGAAAGCCUCUGACGAUGGAAGAAUCGUUAAUGUCUCCUCCGACUUUGGGUUGCUAAGGCAUUUCACAAACGAGGAUCUGAAGCAAGAGCUGGAUGACGUCGGCAAGCUCACCGAGGCGAGGCUGGACGAGCUGCUGGACCUGUUCCUGAGAGACUUCAAGGCCGGCAGAGCAGAAGCGCGCGGGUGGCCAGUGGCGUUCACGGCGUACAAGGUGGGCAAGGCGGCCGUGAACGCCUACUCGAGGAUCCUAGCGGCGAAGCAUCCCGCGCUGCGCGUUAACUGCGUGCAUCCUGGCUACGUCAAGAGUGACAUAACCUUGCACUCGGGGCUCCUGGCGCCCGAGGAGGGCGCGAGGAAUGUGGUGAAGGUAGCGCUGCUGCCGGACGGCGGGGUGACCGGCGCUUUCUUUGAAGAGGGCAAGGAGCUGGCCUCCUUCGUGUGAUGUCUGGAUCGGCUUGGCUCCUCGCUGCUGCUGCUUGCCAUCGCGUGAGCUCACGGUCACGGUGCUCUCGGUAUUUUGCUUGUUUGAGAGUGUGGUGCAGGAUGCUAAACGAUCCUGGUAAUAGACUGAUUAUGUUUGUGAACGGGUUGUGGUGAUGACCUGAAUACCUACCUGAUGAUGUAUGUCAUUUAAUUUUUGGCUUUGUUU
Molecule: messenger RNA, 1315 nt
Organism: Sorghum bicolor (sorghum)
Lineage: Eukaryota; Viridiplantae; Streptophyta; Magnoliopsida; Poales; Poaceae
Product: (+)-neomenthol dehydrogenase
Exons: 6
Coding region: 176-1108 (310 amino acids)
Cellular component (GO): membrane
Source: RefSeq, a predicted model, not a curated record